CGCCCUUGGGAUACCGGGUUCGUCAAAUUCGAGGGCGCCUUGGUCGCGUCUCGGCUAUGUCAACCGCGUCCAAGGCUUCCCAGCUGGAGCAAGAGUGGCCACCGCCGCUCUACACUUUUGGAGUGCCGUGGCCCGAGUUCAACGAUGGUCUCUCCUACACCGACGUCAUCCGGCCGUCUCAAAAUGCAACAACGCUAAUUGAUUUCUACUACUCUAAGUACAGGAGUUCUGCGCCAUUGCAAGGCUGGCUUCAGAGAAUCAGAAAUGGACAAAUCACCAUCAACGGCAUAGUGGUAGCCGAUCCCCAAGCAGCACUAAGUCCAGGCUCAAAAAUUAUAUAUCAUCGGAUACCAUGGAAGGAAGCACGUGCUCCCUUCAUGCUACAAGUUCUUUAUGAGGAUGAUGACAUGGUUGCCAUAAAUAAACCAUCAGGCUUGCAAGUUCUGCCUGGAGGGCUUUUCCAGCAGCGUACCGUCUUAACACAGCUGCAAUGGAAGGCAUCAAAACAAGGUUCAAUUUGUUCAACAGGCCACGAUGUCCAACAGCCACAUCCUGUACCUGUUCAUCGUUUGGGAAGAGGAACAUCAGGUAUAUUACUUUGCGCCAAAACAAAGCUUGCAAAAACUACUCUUGCAACAUACUUUGCUGAGGGCACGUCAUUUGUUGGAGAGAAUAGAAUGCCUGGACAAGGAUUUGGCGAAGCUCGGAGAAUUUCAAAGUUUUAUCGAGCAUUGGUCAGAGGGAUUCUUGAAUAUGAUGAGAUUUUGAUUGAGCAACCCAUCGGUGUGGUGCAAUAUCCAGGAGUGGCCAAAGGGCUAUACGUUGCUUCCUCAUCUGGGAAACCGGCUUUGAGCAAAGUCCAAGUCCUUGAGAGAGAUACACAGCAAAAUAGAACAGUGGUGCAGGUUGAGAUUCAUUCUGGGCGCCCACAUCAAAUUCGUAUUCAUCUUGCAUUCAUAGGACAUCCACUUGUAGGAGAUCCUCUUUAUCAGGGUGGUGGGCAACCAAACUUACUUGAAACUGAAACUAUAGAGGACAGUUUUGCUGAAGACGG
This is a messenger RNA of Dendrobium catenatum, 1054 nucleotides long. RefSeq names its product RNA pseudouridine synthase 5. The record is from RefSeq and is a predicted model, not a curated record. Gene Ontology annotation, biological process: pseudouridine synthesis. Gene Ontology annotation, molecular function: pseudouridine synthase activity; RNA binding. Lineage: Eukaryota; Viridiplantae; Streptophyta; Magnoliopsida; Asparagales; Orchidaceae.